CAACCAGUGAAGGGAGCAAAGCAUGAGCACCGCAAGCAUGAGGGGCAUCGCUCUCCUCGUCGCUCUCGCUGCCGCGCUAACCUCGUGCCGCGGCGCCUCGGCGCCUCACCAUGCCUUCCCGCCGGCAGGAGCACCAGCUCAGGCACCCAGUGCCGAGGCGCCGCUGACGGGGCACCAUGGCGCCGAGCACGGGAAGCGCCACCGCCAUGAGCUGGCGCCGGCGGAACCACCGGCCUACCACGGCUCGCCUGACCACAAGCACCAUGGCCAUCAUGGCCACCAUCAUCGUCGUCACCACCAUGACCAUCAUGAAGCUCCGCCAAGCCCUUCCCCGGCUCACCACCCUCCACCGCCCCCUCAUCACCACGCGCCACCCCCACCACCCCAUUUUACACCCCCUGGCCACCAUGCACCUCCACCCCAUCAUUCACCGCCGCCACCCUCUCACCACGCAUCACCGCCUCAUUUUCCACCCCCUACUCACCGUUCACCCCCACCCCCAGCUCACUAUGCACCGCCGCCUCAUUUCCCACCCCAUGCUCACCAUGCUCCACCGCCGCCACCUGCUCACUACGCGCCACCGCCACAUUUUCCACCCCCUGCCCACCACUCACCACCACCUCCUCACCACUCAUCGUCGUCACCCCCAGCACACCACUUGCCACCCCCGCCUCCAUUCCGCUACCCACCGCAUGUACCAGCACCUCCACCGCAAAAGCAUUCGCCGCCGCCUUCUCAUGGCAAGGCACCACCACCGCAUGGCCACAGGAAAUUCCCGCCGCCAAUGCGUUCACCAUAUUCAGCUUUAGCUCCAUCACCUGCUGAUUACAGUGCCAUCUCACCAUCUGAGCAAGGUUCCAAGCUCCCGUAUCAUGCUGCCCCUAGUAACGCGCCUCUGGCAGGUCAAAAUGGAGCAUCACCUCCGUGGUAUGUUUGAUGCUAGAACUUUGCAGUUGAACUUUGCACAAGAGAUCGAAAUCUCAUUAGCUACUUCAGAGGGCAGCCUUACUUUUUUCAUCAUUCUCCAUUCCAGUAAGAAGAUUACUGAAUCAAUUAUGUACCACAUUUGAAGUCAUGUUGUUCUUGGAGUCCUAUAUCAAAAUGUCUCUUUGUCGGAUGGUGUCUAUGUUAUGAGAACCGUACUUUAAAAAAUUUCCCCGUCGUUGAUCC
Molecule: messenger RNA, 1170 nt
Organism: Panicum virgatum (switchgrass)
Lineage: Eukaryota; Viridiplantae; Streptophyta; Magnoliopsida; Poales; Poaceae
Product: extensin-3-like
Exons: 1
Coding region: 23-937 (304 amino acids)
Source: RefSeq, a predicted model, not a curated record